AUGAGUUGCAGCGUUGCAGUAAUCACGGACGAAUGCGCUUGCCCCAGGAGUUUUCAGGCAUCUUCAGGUAAUCGGUGUGUUGAGCCUUCUUUGGAAUCGUCUACAUCCGUGGCAUGCUUACAUUCCAAAAAUGACGGUGUCAAAUGGAAACGCUUUUUUCAUAAUUGUCGUGUCAUUGAGUUCGCAAUCACGGUGAUCAUGUACGGCUUUGCUCUAUGCUUUAAUAAGAUUGAGGUGGCUCAACGUGAAAUCCCAAACAUCGAGGUUCCAAUAAACUCAACAAUGUCAGUGUGGGUACGGGAUCCGACAAUCAAUAGAAGGGCGAAAGUGCAGCAAGUUCCUAUGUUUUCCCUUGUCAGCUUCGGCAUCGGAGCCCCGGUAAUCACCAAUUUUUUAAUUAAUUACGUGUUUCCCAAGUUUUGCCACGUGCGAAUUAUCCCUCAUGAUACACGUGAUUUUCUCUUGACGCUUGUGCAAUCUACUAGCAUGGCUACGCUGUUGACGAAGAACAUGGCAGGACGCUUUCGUCCAUGUUUCUAUGACAUUUGCGACUGGAACUAUGAUGAGGUUUGGGAUGGAGUCACUAACUUGUGCCGAAGUGCCUCAGGUGAAAAAGAAGGCCGCAAGAGCUUUCCAUCCGGGCACGCGUCAUAUGCAUUCGCGACGAUGCUUGUUCUUACGCUUUAUUUGCUUGGUCGAUCUUCACUGAGUUGCAAAAACAGAUCUGAGACCAUAACGCGGGGUGGAUUGAAUUUCCUGAAGUUCUUUCUCUGCUUCAUUCCAACGUUUUUGGCAGCCUGGGUGGCUGUCACUCGAACGAUCGAUAACUGGCAUCAUUAUGCUGAUAUCCUGGCGGGUAGUAUCAUCGGUGCUGUAUCUGCUUGCUUAUCGUAUAGCUACAACUAUGCUUCCAUCUUCCACAGUCGACAUGCAGGUGUCCCAUUGCACGGACACUACGCUACGGGCUGCAAAACACAACACUCAAACGAGUAG
This is a messenger RNA of Plasmopara halstedii, 993 nucleotides long. Its product is annotated as phosphatidic acid phosphatase. The transcript has 4 exons. The record is from RefSeq and is a predicted model, not a curated record. Bases 1 to 993 code for a protein of 330 amino acids. NCBI's taxonomy places the organism in Eukaryota, Oomycota, Peronosporomycetes, Peronosporales, Peronosporaceae. Gene Ontology annotation, molecular function: phosphatidate phosphatase activity. Gene Ontology annotation, biological process: phospholipid metabolic process.